This is a messenger RNA of Oncorhynchus kisutch (coho salmon), 2345 nucleotides long. RefSeq lists its product as uncharacterized. NCBI's taxonomy places the organism in Eukaryota, Metazoa, Chordata, Actinopteri, Salmoniformes, Salmonidae. The record is from RefSeq and is a predicted model, not a curated record. The coding region runs from base 549 to 1478 and encodes 309 amino acids. The transcript has 2 exons.
AACUCUGCUCACUCAGAGGCCCCACCCAAGUGAACAGACAUUGGUUAUAAACUAUAAAACACGCCCUUCUCUCUCCUACUAUAUAAGCCCUGUUAUGAAAAUGUAACCUCCUGUUCCAAGGACAAGAGGACGGUGGUCUUCACUUUAAAAGAACAAGAUCAACAACAGAACUAAGGCAACCUCAGCGUGAGCUCUGGUUGAACGACAAGAACCUACUGAAAUUAGCAUCGAAUUUCAACGUGAAGAUGAUGAUCAACACACCGAAAGGAUGAAUUUCGACUAUACCUUCCAGAAUAUAGCAUGAGCUUAAAGUAUGGCAACUUGGUGUGAACUUUGAACUCUUAAUCACUAAAUAAGUGAUACCUCCUAGCUGUUGCGUUAGCAACCACAGCUGUAAACGUGGGCUAGGAAAGGACGGACAAAGGACCUGUUCUACCAGACGACGACGGUUCUACCAAGUAUACGUUCUACCACCAGACAUUCUUCAAAGGACAACCCGUCCUUCCACCUACGACCAACCGAUCGAAGCGCAGCUCAGAGGAAAGAAAAUGCAGCGACAAAACCAAAGAGGAAUAACGGAGACCUUUUUCCGCGGGGAGCAUCAGAGUAUAGAAACCUUGAAAAUGGAGACCCCACUAAGUUGUAGAUGUCUUAUUUCAAAAGACAUUCCACUGUACCCCAAAGCUGACAGAGCGGAAUUUCACGUGGACAAAGUCUGUCAUGUAACCACUCCAACAGGCCUGACAGGAAUCAUGGAUCUGAGUGGAUUUACAGCAGGGCAAACAGGGGGUUUCACAUGGUGGGCUCUUCACAUUACAGAAGGGGAAAUUGAGGCAGCAGAGAAUCGCUUCCUUGAAAAGGAACAGCUUUCCUUUGACCCAACAACGGGUGAAGAACAAAGACACAAUCCAUUCCUGAAGGAAUUCACCACCUCCCCUGUCUUCCAAAAGGGAUCUCGGUACGGGAACUUUAAGUUGACCUUCCCCUUGGAGGAUCUCAUGCAGAUGUACACAGAGCAGAUCUGUGAGGGAGAGAAGCCUGUCCUGAGAGUCUAUGAAACCGUGGUUUACAAGCAGGAGAUCAUGUACGUUGUGGUUGUCCACGGUCCAGAUGUGACAGAGUUUGAUGAGUACCCACUUCUUGCUGAUGAGAAUGAUGAGGCAAUAUGCAUUUAUAAAGAUGGUCAAAUUGUCUGGCGUGCAGAAGCAAUAUGUGAAACCCAUACAAAGAAGCUGAUCAUCAACAGAGAGAGUGGAACAGUUGAAACAGAAGAACUUGGACGUGGUUUUGAGUAUUUCAUGUGGGACCAUGUGACCCUGGCAUUCCAUCUGCCAGCUGACCGCACCCUCCCAGUUGAAGAGGGAGUAUUAAAGGAUAGACUCCAUGCAUGUGAGGGUAUCAGACCUUUUCUCCAGGAUGAGUGUUUAACACUAGAGGAGGCAGAAGCAGUAGUCAAUGCCAUAAAGAACUCUAUAUAGGGACAGUGCUAGUGACAGUGCUAUAUGGGGACAGUGCUAUAUGGGGACAGUGCUAUAUGGGGACAGUGCUAGUGACAGUGCUAUAUGGGGACAGUGCUAGUGACAGUGCUAUAUGGGGACAGUGCUCGUGACAGUGCUAUAUGGGGACAGUGCUAUAUGGGGACAGUGCUAGUGACAGUGCUAUAUAGGGACAGUGCUCGUGACAGUGCUAUAUAGGGACAGUGCUCGUGACAGUGCUAUAUAGGGACAGUGCUCGUGACAGUGCUAUAUAGGGACAGUGCUCGUGACAGUGCUAUAUAGGGACAGUGCUCGUGACAGUGCUAUAUGGGGACAGUGCUAGUGACAGUGCUAUAUGGGGACAGUGCUCUUGACAGUGCUAUAUGGGGACAGUGCUAUAUGGGGACAGUGCUCGUGACAGUGCUAUAGGGGGACAGUGUGUUAAGGGAAUUUUUUAUCUAUAAUGACUAAUUAUGUCACGCUUCUCCACCUGCAUUGCUUGCUGUUUGGGGUUUUAGGCUGGGUUUCUGUACAGCACUUUGAGAUAUCAGCUGAUGUACGAAGGGCUAUAUAAAUAAAUUUGAUUUGAUUUGAUUUGAUGUAUACAUUUCAAUCAGGAUGUACUAAUCAGAAUACUAUUAUGUUACUGUAUAUGUACUAAUCAGAAUAAUAUUAUGUUACUGUAUUAUAUUAAAUUAUAUUAAAUUGGUAGGGAGACGGAUGUGGGAAGGCCGGAGAUACAGCCUUUGUACUGGAACGGAGAUGACACGGGUUGGUGUUUGAGCUAAUGACGUCAUUUUCAGUUCAUAACCUGUGGUAACCUGUAUCGUGGCAGUACUCUCGUGAAUAAAGGCUGCUAUUUGACUUUAA